AUGCUGAACCGAUAUGCCCUGCUGGUCGGCAUUGACCUCUAUCUCAACGAUGGCUCGAGAAGUAAGCCCAACGGUCAGAAGCUGGUUCUCAACAACCUUGGUGGCUGUGUAAACGACACCAAAGCAGUAAGAGAGUUUCUACUCGGCAAAGAUGAAUUCAACGACAUUUCCGUCCUCACGUCCUCAUCGCCGGAUUCCAACGACGGGGACCUUGCAAAGGCUGUCGAGCCUGAGGAGCGUUGGCCAACGUUUUCUAAUAUAAAGCGAGAGUUUGAUCUUAUGCACGACCGCGCAAAUGCAGGCGACUUCUUCUUCUUCCAUUAUUCGGGGCAUGGCGCGCAGCUCCAACGGGUCAAGGAGUCGCCCAAAGGGCGUUUAAAAGAUUCCUCACUACUCACCAUGGACUUUUGCUGCGGGGGUCCAGCGGUGCGCGGAUGGCAACUUAACCAAUGGCUGGAGAGAUUAAAUGCCAAGGGAGUUCAAGUGGUCGUCUCCCUGGAUAGUUGUCACUCUGGUGGCUCUUGGCGAGAGAGCGACGUAUCGUAUCGCACGCCCAACGAUUGGCCUGAGCUUUCUAACCUGCCAAUCGAUGAGCAUGUUACUGCUAGAGAAGGAAGCGCUGAGCCGGUCUAUCGCCAUGCUGAGCUAGAGACAUCUUGGUCUAUCAACCCAGAGGCCUUUACGCUGAUGGCAGCCUGUGGGGAUAACGAAAGGGCGGCGGAAAAGGUCCUCAAUGGGAAACGGAGAGGUGCAUUUACCCACGAACUCUUGGACUAUCUGGGAGAGAGCAGUUCGCCUGUGACCUAUCGCAUGAUAAGGGACGAACUAGCUGGAAGACUCAAGGGUCAGUCUCCAGAAGUCCACGGCCGCGAUAGGAUGCUUUUCUUUGGUAGUUCGGAGCUUUCCUCGUCUACGCCUCUCGCUGUGCGAAUUGAAGGUGACAAGGUGUCCAUCCCAGCUGGUAGGGCGCACGGAGUUCAGCCAGGAUCUGAAUUUGUGCUAUUCCCACAAAGUUUCAACACGAUCUUGACAGUAGACGAGGUAGACGACUUUGUCUGCAAAGCGCCUAUUUCAAACAGUGCAGCGCUGCUGCUAAAACAACACCAUAUGGCUGUGCCCUCACGGUGGCACUUGGGAGAGGAAACGCUUCGAGUGCUUGUGGAUCCAGUCCUUGGGUUAGAAUUUCAGCAGUCCCUUUCCGCAUCGCUCCAGUGCAGAAUCGGUAGUCUCCUUGACGUCGGCCAGUACGUUCAAGGUGAGGAGAACGCCGGCGCUCUGAGGAUAGAGAUGCAAGGAGAAGAGAUUAAAAUUCAUGGACCUAAGCUAUUGAUUGGGUAUGACGGUCCUGUGCGGCCGCUGAGGCUCAGAGGUAAUGACAUCGGGAUACUUGCGGCAGAGACCGCGGCUCCUCUGGCACAUCUCGCCCGAUUUCAACAGGUUUUGAAUCUAAAAAGCCAAGGUUCUUCGGAGCCGGCGCCGUUUGUGGUGGACAUCAAACCGGCCAACGGCGAGCGUGCAGCUCCCUACCCACUCGACCAAAAGUUCAAGUUUGUGUUUGAGAAUACAGGGGAUGAAUCUCUACAUUUUACAGUCAUGGUUCUGGGGCCUGAAUUCCAUAUAGAGCAGCUAUAUCCUUCAAAAGACACGCCGAGUGUCGUGGGUAGAAGCAAACGAGCAUUCAACUUUUCCAUGAGCCUUCCCACCGGCCCCCAGUGGGCCCAAGAACUACUUCAUCGCAACCAUCGCCGGGAUAUCAUCCGCACAAUAGUUACAAGAGGCAGGCCAGUGUCUUGGAAAAGUCUCGAGUUGCCAAAUGUAUGGGAUGCAAGUCAGAUGGGGUUGCGAGAGCACCUUUUCUCUCAAAGGGAUGCUGUGCUUGAGCUCGACAGUGAUGGCGAUUGGUGGGUAUACGACAAAGAGAUACUUACAUCCCAGGCAGUGACAGAAGCUAGAUCUGUGCCAUCUCUUGAUACGACAAAUAUCCAAGACGCCAGAGUUAUCGCCAAAAAAGACGUCGAGCAAAGUGAAAUCAAGUUUGAGAGAUUGAGAGGAAAGGAACGGAAGUUCAAGAGAGCCAUGGCAGUGUUAUCUAGAAAGAUGCAAUUACUUGAAUCCAAGGACCUCACUCAAAAGGCACAGGGUGCUAUUGACGAAACUCCACCAGGCCACCAAGACAGGGCUAGACGCCUAAAUAGUCUUGCAAAUCAGCUGGGCGAUCGAUACGCUCGCACCGGAGCGAUGGUAGAUCUCGAGGAAGCGAUUCGCCUAUCACAGGAAGCUGUCAAUAUAACUCCGUCAAACCACCCUGAUCGCGCUAGAUGGUUAAAUACUCUUGGAGCUCGACUAGGCGAUCGAUACUCUCGUACCGGACUGGUGGCAGAUCUCGAGGAAGCAAUUCGCAUUUUACAAGAGGCUGUUAGUGAGACUCUGAUAGAUAGCCCAGACAGGCCUACACAUCUAAACAAUCUUGGAGAUCGACUGAAUGAUCGAUACUCUCGCACCGGAGCGAUGGCAGACCUUGGAGAAGCAAUUCGCCUAUCACAAGAAGCUGUUGAUAUGACUGCGUCAAACCACCCAGACCGCGCUAGAUGGUUAAAUAGUCUUGGAACUCGACUGGGAGAGAGAUACUCUCGUACUAAAGCAAUAAACGACCUGGAGGAUGCGAUUUGCCAAGUUCAAGAGGCUAUCAAUGCAAAUCAGCCAGGCCAAAUAGACAAGACGAAUUUAUUCAGCAGCUGUGGAAUUCGAUUCGACACUUUUGACUCUCUUACUGUAGCAGACCGGCAGCGAGCGUCUUACAUAAUACGCCAGGCCUUUAGUCCAACCGUGUUACAGCAUCCAGACCAAGCUGUAUGGCGAAUUAAUCUCGGAAAUCUACUGGGGGAUAGAUAUUCUCAUGACGGAGAUACAGCAGAUCUUGAGAGGGCAAUGUGUGCAAUAGGGGACACUAUUGCCACUACACCAUAUCACCUAAGCCGGGCCAAAUGGCAUAAUAACCUUGCAUCUCAAAACAUCAGAAGAUAUUCUUCUACGAAAUCAAGAGCAGAUCUUGAAUCGGCAAUUUUUCACAUACGAAGCGCCAUCGAUGGAACUCCUUUAGAUCAUCCAGACCGGGCUACGUGGCUGGUUAACCUUGGAGUUCAACUGAUUGAUAGAUACUCUUAUACUGGGGCUAUAUCAGAUGUUGAGGAAUCCAAGAAAUGCCUAGUUCAGGCUCUAGAUUCUUCGAUAUCUAGUUUUAGCAUACGAGUUAGUGCUGGCCAUUGUUAUUUAUUAACCCCAUACAUCUUGGAUGAUCCGCAAGCAUAUACCAUCGCCGAAACCACGAAUAAUUUAAUACCUCUAUUGACGCCCCAGUCUCUUAAAAACUCUGAUAAACAGCAUCUACUUUCCGAGGCCGUGGGAAUCUCAUCAGAUGCGGCAGCCAUUGCGUUACAUAUCAAUAAAGGGCCCCUCGCUGCUAUCGAAUGUCUUGAGACAGGUCGUGGUAUUAUCGCAGGGGCUCUCUUCAAGGACCACGAAAUAACCAUUUUACAAAGGCACCACCCCGAUAUAGCGAAAACUUUCAUUGAUUCGCGCGCUCUGUUGGAUAGACCAAUUACCCAGCACUUGGAUAAUGAUGCCGAAAACUCCGCCCGGAUCGCAGAAACUGAAGGUGGUCAUCGACGCGACGCGGAGCAACGGCUGCUUCGCGAUCUAGAGACAAUCCGUUCUAUGAGUGGGUUUGAGCGAUUCCUUCUACCGGCAUCGGAGGCCGAAAUGCUCGACGCCGCAAGCCAUGGUCCAAUCGUUAUCUUGAAUGUGAGCCAACAUCGGUGCGAUGCAUUGAUCGUCGAGCAAUCCGGUAUUCGACUCCUAAAGUUGCCGAAUCUCUCCCAAGAGGUUAUUGAUUACCACGCGUAUGAUUUAGACUCCAUCGAAACACUUAUCUGGCUCUGGGAUGACAUUGUGUGCCCUGUUCUUGAUGACCUUGGCUUUACCACCUGUCCAUCUGGCAGUCAGCUACCCCGAGUGUGGUGGAUUCCAACUGGCAAACUAACGAAAUUUCCACUUCAUGCGGCGGGCCAUCACUUCAAAGGCACUAAAGAGACAGCUCUCGACAGAGUCAUCUCCUCUUACGCCUCAUCUAUUAAGGCCAUUAUACAUAGUCGUCGACAGCAAUACCAAGGGCUGGGAGAAACAGAGUCGCUAACUCUUACAACUGUUGCCAUGAACGAAACAAAAGCACAAACGCCGCUCCUACAUGCAAGCCGCGAAGUCGAUGCCGUUUUAGCCGUUUUAGAAUCGCCAACACUACAACACACCCAACCUCUUCCAUAUAGAAACGAUGUUCUAACGGCCUUAAAGACAUGUAACAUAUUCCAUUUUGCAGGUCAUGGUUACACACACGUUUUACAGCCUCUUCAGAGCACACUGCUCCUUGAAGACUGGGAGCAGAGCCCGCUUACAGUUGAAAAUCUGUUGGAAACCGACCUCAGCUCACCACCUCCAUUCCUCGCGUACCUAUCCGCAUGUGGGACCGGUCAGAUACAACAUGAAAAGUCUGUAGAUGAAAGUAUCCACAUAGCGAAUGCCUGCCAGCUCGCUGGGUUCCGCCAUGUGAUCGGGACGCUUUGGAGUGUUGAUGAUGAGCUGUGUGUCAGUGUGGCUAGGAUGACGUAUGAGUUCCUUCGCGAUAAUAGCAUGCGAGAUGAAUAUGUAAGCCAAGGACUUCACCACGCGACCAAGAUACUACGAGAUCAAUGGGUUGAUAGCAAUGAUGACAACGCUGCCAAUAUGGAGGUCGGAAAUAAGAGGAAUGGCAUAAUACUGAGGUUCAGAGAAGCAAGGCAUGCUCAACUGGAUGAUGCUCCAGUGAUAACACGGCCAUUCUGGGUCCCUUAUGUCCACUUUGGUGUUUGA
Messenger RNA from Trichoderma aggressivum f. europaeum, 4902 nucleotides. RefSeq lists its product as uncharacterized. The coding region runs from base 1 to 4902 and encodes 1633 amino acids. Gene Ontology annotation, biological process: proteolysis. Lineage: Eukaryota; Fungi; Ascomycota; Sordariomycetes; Hypocreales; Hypocreaceae. Gene Ontology annotation, molecular function: protein binding; cysteine-type endopeptidase activity. The transcript has a single exon. The record is from RefSeq and is a predicted model, not a curated record.